UGUUUUCCUCAUGGAGAUUCAGUGCCCUUCCUUCCAAGUCCUGUUAGCCUUCUUGCUCUUUAUGAUCAUGGUACUGAAAAUAGGGAAGAUCAGAGGCAAAACCAAGUACUCAGCCUCAAAUCUACCGCCAGGGCCAUGGAAGCUACCCGUUAUAGGAAACCUGCACCAGCUCGCUGGCUCUCUUCCACAUCAUAGACUAAGAGACUUGGCCAAGAAAUACGGACCGCUUAUGCACCUAAAGCUUGGAGAAGUUUCUGCCGUAGUCGUUUCAUCAGCAGAGUUUGCCAAAGAGGUGAUGAAAACCCAUGAUCUUAUCUUUGCAUCAAGGCCCACUAUUCUUGCUGCAAAGAUCUUGUCUUACGGCUCUACAGACAUUGGCUAUGCACCGUAUGGUGAAUACUGGAGACAACUACGAAAAAUUUGCACGCUAGAGCUUUUAAGCACAAAACGUGUUCAAUCUUUCCGACCUAUUAGAGAAGAAGAGGUAGUGAAUCUCAUUCAAUGGAUUGCCUCAAGAGCAGGAUCACCUAUCAAUAUUACUCGGGAAGUUUACUCAUCGACAUAUACCAUCACUUCGCGAACAGCCUUUGGUAAAAAAACCAGGGAUCAAGAAAAAUUCAUAUACAUUGUGAAGGAAUUUGUAAAGGCAGCAUCUGGCUUCGCUCUUACAGAUAUUUUUCCUUCUGUCAGUUUGCUUCAUCUCUUAAGUGGAAUGAGGCUUAAACUUGAGAGGCUGCAUAAAGAAGCUGACAGGAUAUUGGGAAACAUCAUCAAAGAACAUCAAAGGGAUCUGGUCACUACAAAAAGUGGCGAGGGUGAAGCAGAGGAAGACCUGGUAGAUGUUCUCCUUAAAUUUCAUGAUCAUGGAAAUGAGCUUGAGUUUUCCCUAACUAUUGAGAACAUCAAAGCAGUUAUCUUUGAUAUUUUUGCUGCUGGGAGUGAGACAUCAUCUACAGCUGUAGAUUGGGCAAUAGCAGAAAUGAUAAAAAAUCCAAGAGUAAUGAACAUGGCACAGAAUGAGGUGAGGGAAGUGUUUAAUAGAAAAGGACAGGUAGAUGAAACAUGCAUUAGAGAGAUGAAAUAUUUAAACUUAGUUAUCAAGGAGACACUGAGGUUACACCCUCCGGGUCCCCUGUUACUUCCAAGAGAAUGCAGAGAGAAAUGUGAGAUUGAUGGAUAUGAAAUUCCUGUGAAAUCCAAGGUAAUUGUGAAUGCAUGGGCAAUUGGUAGAGAUCCCAAUUACUGGAAUGAGCCUGAGAGCUUUAAUCCAGAUAGGUUCCUCGAUAGCUCGAUUGACUACAAGGGAACAAACUUUGAAUAUAUCCCAUUUGGUGCUGGAAGGAGAAUGUGCCCUGGCGUGUCAUUUGGACUGGCCAACGUUGAGCUCCCACUUGCAUUGUUGCUAUACCAUUUUGAUUGGAAACUCCCCAGUGGGAUGAAGCAUGAGGACCUGGACAUGACUGAGGCCUUUGGCGCUACAGUCAAAAGAAAAGACGAUCUGCACUUGAUUCCCAUUCCUUAUCAUCCUCCGUCUACUGAAAAAUCCCAAGUAUAAGAUGCUUAACUGUUUUUAUUUAUCUCAGAGUAAUCAUCGUUGCUUGUUUAUCUCAAGUUGUAAGAACUACAAGGCCUAAUGUCAGUAUUUAAUUAAGAACCAUGCAUAUUAAUGCAUUUUCUACCAUCAUGAGUAAAUUAGCAGAA
Molecule: messenger RNA, 1701 nt
Organism: Prunus mume (Japanese apricot)
Lineage: Eukaryota; Viridiplantae; Streptophyta; Magnoliopsida; Rosales; Rosaceae
Source: RefSeq, a predicted model, not a curated record